CCCAACCUCCACCCCAACCUCCACCCCUACCUCCACCCCAACCUCCACCCCAACCUCCACCCCAACCUCCACCCCAACCUCCACCCCAACCUCCACCCCUACCUCCACCCCAACCUCCACCCCAACCUCCACCCCAACCUCCACCCCUACCUCCACCCCAACCUCCACCCCUACCUCCACCCCUACCUCCACCCCAACCUCCACCCCGAGCAGAGAUCUAGUCCAGCCCAGGUUAAAAGCCUCCACGAAGAAAGAAAAGGGCAUCCUGAAGGGUACAGGAGAUAAGAAGACACAGCAAGAAGCCAACACACAAACAGAGUCUGGCUAUGUUACCGUCAAAGAAUCUGAAGUUAUUCAGCUGGAUGUUUACUUGCAGGAGGCUCUAUGCAGAGAGGAGGGCCUGAAGAAGAAGUUGGCUGUUCUCCAGAAGCGUGGCUCCACCCUGCUGCGAUACUCUGACAACCUAUGGGCUACAGGCUGCAACGAAGACCUCCUAAAGAACAAGAUCAGAGCCUUGGAAACACAGCUGCAAGUCUGUCUGCAGAAACAGAAGCUCCCCUUGGAUGGAGUGAAGAAGCUCGUGCUACAGAUGGAGAACCAGAAGGGAGCGUAUGAGGAGAAAGCCUUGGAGGUCAUCCAGAGGGCUACAGAGGAGAAAAGGGAAGCUCUCAGUCAGGCCGAGACACUCGAGAUGUUGCUGCAGGCAGCCAGGGUGGAAGCAGCGCAGUGGCAGGGUCUGUGUGAGGAAAUGAAGGAGAGCUCAGAACAGCUGAAGAAGAAACAGGAGAUCAGCUCUGAACAGGUUCUACAACUGCAGAACCAACUGGAGCUGGCCAGGGGUCAAGAGGCGGGGCUGAGGGAGGAGCUGGGGGCAGUACAGCGAGUGGAGGAGGAGUUACAGUCCAACAUUGUUCUGCUGGAAGAACAGAACCAGAACCUGAAGGACCAGAUCCAUGAGAUGAGAGAGGCCAGAGCUGACACUCAGGAGGUGUCCCUGGAUGAAUCCUUGGCCCAGUUGGAUGUGUCUCUGGAGCAGUCGGAGGAGGAGGAGACCCUGGCCCAGUUGGAUGUGUCUCUGGAGCAGUCGGAGGAGGAGGAGGAGGAGACCCUGGCCCAGCUGGAGCGGACCCUGGCCCAGUUGGAUGUGUCUCUGGAGCAGUCGUCGGAGGAGGAGACCCUGGCCCAGCUGGAUGUGUCGCUGGAGCAGUCGGAGGAGGAUGAGACCUUGGCCCAGCUGGAUGUGUCUCUGGAGCAGUCGGAGGAGGAGGAGACCCUGGCCCAGCUGGAGCGGACCCUGGCCCAGUUGGAUGUGUCUCUGGAGCAGUCUGAGGAGGAGGAGCUGAUUGUAUCGUCACAGCAGAAGCAGCUAUUAUGGGGAGAUGGAGAUCAGGUUCUGGAGCAGCUCCGUCACGCUCUGGACCGAUUACAGCUGAAGGAGAGGGAGUGUGAGGAGCUGCAGAACGAUCUGGAAGCCGUGGAGGCAGAGUGCCAGUCGUGCCAGGUCCGUCUGACGCAGUGCAGAGACGAACUCCGACAGCUCAGCCACCGACGCAGCAGUAGGGUGUACAGCAAGCCCUGUGUCUCGUGGAUAUGGCUCUGUGUUCUACUACCACUGCUCCUGUCCAUGGUGGCGGUGGCCAUCUUGUGGGCGUGGCAUCCUCCCUUCAAGGACCAAGUCCAGGACCUGUACUCAGCUGUAGAGGAACACAUAGAGGACUAUCUAAUGCAGGCCGCCUCUCCACAACACGUUGGCUGCAUCAGGCCUGUCUGACCACAGCACUAGCUUGAGUCCCACAUCAGUUUGGGCUCUCUUGCCAACUCUAAGACAUUGGACUUGACAAGACAGUACAAAGAGAUCUGGGACUCAGGCUACCACAGCUCAGGUUUAUGAUUUAUAGUUUGAUUGAGUUUGUUUUGUGUAUAUUAGGAAUUUUUGUUAAGGUAUUAUUAAUUUAUUUUUUCAACAAAAAAAUGUAGUUUGAUUGACUUUAACAUGAAUGUUGACAAUGUUACACAAGACACAAACUUUGGGAUACAAAUAACAAUUUACUGCCUAUCAGUGGAGGCUGCUGAGAGGAGGACGGUUCAUAGUAAAGUCUGGAAUGGAGUCAAUGGAAUGGAAUCAACCCACAUGGAAACCACAUGUUUGAUUCCAUUCCAUUGACUCCAUUCCAGCCUUUACGAUGAACCGUCCUCCUCUCAGCAGCCACCAAUGCUGCAUUUUGCAUCAUUAUGUAAAGAUUGUUCAAUAUCUGCGUUUGAAAUGAUUAUAUUUGACUAAUGCACCUCAUAUUUUAGUUGGACACAAAAAAAAUCGUGCAGAUCAUGAAAAUCGUUAGAUGAGUAUCACAAUAAGUAUUCUGUUUUGUGUCAUUUUGUUUGAGAAACAGAGACCGGGAUUCAAUCUGAUCAGCUGUAGAUCAGCGUUGCAGCGCGUUUGACAUUUAAAGGUCACUCCCGAGGUGACAUAUGCAGAGUUUACCGUGAAUGCAGUCUCCGUGAGUGUGGAAACAUUGCCUUUAAAAGGUGCAAGGCACGAUCGGAUCAGAACUCGGCCAUAAUGUUAAUGAUUGUGUUUACAUUAUUGUCACAAGUGCUGUCCAUUUUUGUGGAGUUUGUGGAAAUCGACUGUAAUAAAAUGACUGUAGAAGG
Molecule: messenger RNA, 2652 nt
Organism: Oncorhynchus keta (chum salmon)
Lineage: Eukaryota; Metazoa; Chordata; Actinopteri; Salmoniformes; Salmonidae
Product: golgin subfamily A member 6-like protein 7
Exons: 12
Coding region: 590-1771 (393 amino acids)
Source: RefSeq, a predicted model, not a curated record